Messenger RNA from Xyrichtys novacula (pearly razorfish), 13076 nucleotides. NCBI's taxonomy places the organism in Eukaryota, Metazoa, Chordata, Actinopteri, Labriformes, Labridae. The record is from the annotation of a GenBank genome assembly.
UGCGGUUCGGAGGGGGAAGGGGCUCAAGGGGGAACAGGCUGUGGUAGCUGUCCACCUCUGAUGGUACAUCUGCCGGACACAGGUAGUUUUAGGAGUGGGCAGAUGAGAAAAUGUACAAUGUGAGUCAAACAUAAAUGGUCAAAAAACUAGUCGAACAACUUUCAGUCAUAACCUGCAUAAACAAUGACUUGUUUUUACCAAUACUGUAUCAGUCCUAGACUAUGGACUUUAUUAUUGUACCCUAUAGUGCAUUUUGACUCUAACUGUCUGACACUUUGUGGCAGAAAUGAAAAGGACGCGAGUAACUGUAAGCACAACCAAAGAGACCACAAACAUUGUAUUUCAACAGCCUUUCCCACUGACAUGAGGAAAUCAUCUCUUGGUUUAACAGAGCAAUGGAGGUUUGCUCACGUAAAGAAAACAAAACCACAGUGUCAAACUUGUGUUGUGUCUGAUACACAGCCCAGCCCCCAUAACUUGGUCAAUGUUUUUGCUGCAAGUUAUAAUAAAUUAAAUAAAUAAUAAGAAAUAUAACAUGUCUUUGUUGCAACAACACAAAAGACCCUAUACCUGGGUUUUCUGAGUGGUCGAUCUGAGCCAUGGUGAUCAGGUGUCUGUUUAUCAACUCCUGGAGGAGAAAUUAAGGGCACAAAUUCAGAGAUUUUUCUCCAGAGAUGAAUACAAGAAGGAUUUUUAGCAUUAAAAUGGAUGGCGAGUAGGACUACCUGUCGUAGCUCAUCAGCCAUGAAGAAGGAUGGGGCGUUCGCUUUCGGCUGCAUGUAAGCCACAUGGGGAGCAGUGGGGGGAUAGAUAUGGUAGGUAGGAAACACCUGCAAUGAAACCAGAAAAACACAGCUUCCCUUUUAUUGAGAAUUGAAAACCUGUGGCACUAAGCAUGGUUUUUUUUUCAAACCUGUUGGGAAGGUUACACAAUACACUGACACCCUUUUGUCCCCCCAACAAAUUCUUUUUUUUCCUUGUCUGCAUUACAAAAGAAACCAAAACUCCUCCAUUUAAAUAACUACUUCAAACGUAGGAAAACAUAAAAGCGGGUUAGUGUGUUGUAGUUUAGGUUGAGUAAAGCUUCAUCUUUGCAUGUUUGUUACAGGAUUUACAGUCUGCUUGUUUAUGUACAGCUUGGUCUGCAAAUGCAUCCUGACUAAAACAAGGAGUGGGUCACAGUGUGCAGCACAUACCAUCCCAGCCAUUGGUGCCGGCGUGUUGUCUGUGUAGAAGUAGGUGGUCCCCCCUACAGUCUCUUUCUGGAUAAUGUGGGUGUUGGGAUCAGACGCAGUGGUGGGAACCAUGUAGUUGGCAGGGUUUGGGGUGUGGCUGCGUCGACGGGGGGCAGGUGAGCUGUGUGGUGUGAUUUUGGGAGAGUGGAGAGGCGAUGAUCCCGCAGACAGAGACAUGCCUAAAAUUGUUGGCAAAAAGAGGAGACACAGAUCAUUGACAGGGUGUGAUCAUUUCCUCUGAAAGAGACUUGUUUUUAUGUUAACAGAAGCACGUGUUGAAAACGUAAGCCAUCCUAGGGAUUCCAAAACUAGCUGUACUAUAAUAUUUCAGCACUUCAGAUGGAAAACAAAACUUGAACCAUGAUGGGAAAUGAUUUCUUAGUUAGUAACCCUCCCUCACCUGGAGCCAGUGCAGCUGCCGUGGAGCUGCUGAGGCCUGGAUGUGGAAAGAUAGGUGAAGGGAAAGCCUGGACAGUGGACUGAGCCAUGGUAGCCAUCCUUGGAGCUCCUUUGGGGAUGAACUCACUUGCUGCUGGGUUAGGAGUCUGGUGACACAGGCACACAAAUAAGUGAUUUAAAUGAAAUCUACCUCUCCUGUCAGAUAUCUCUUAUACAUAAGCGUCAUCAAGGGUGAAUGAGUGCUCACCUUUCUCCUUUGGGAAAUGCUGAGAGCACCAAAAUCACUGAAUAGUGAGGAUGUUGGGGAAUUCACUGGAUCUGCAGAAGAUCAAAUGGUAUAACAAGUUUAAUAGUAGUACUUAUGGUAUAUAACAAACAUGUGCUGCACCUUGGAGUACUAAAGGAGUCUUACCGUGAGCGCUGUGGCUGAAGUUCUUGGCACCAUCGUUUAGGAGACUGGGAGAACUGCUGCUGGUCGUCAUCCGCUGUUGUAAUCAUGUACAACAGACAUUUUAACAAACUGUAUGAGACAUAAAUUUCUGCAACAUGUUCAGUAAUGUAGUGCACAUCAGGUUGUCCUUGGACAGCACCAACUGCGAUGUGGUCAAAUAAUACAUGUAUUACAGAGACAGAUUUUUCAGAUUCUGGAUUUAGCAUGCAUUACCCCUCAAGUACCUGCAUCAUUGAGUAUUUUGACUCUGCUGGGCUUCCAAACCCAUUGACCCCGAUAAAGCUGCUGCUGAAGUAAGAGUUGGUAAGACUGGCAUCACUCAGGGUUGUGCCCUCCAUCCCGGGGACUGCGAGAGACAGACACAAAAGUUUUACUACUGGGAAGUUUAACCACAUACAAAUUUUAGUGAGAAGAUUCAGCACUUGAUAUAUGAAGAGAAAGUAUGCAUGUGCAUGUUUACACCUCUGGGUGCGUGGUUACGGAAUCGCAGGUGUCGUUAUCAGGCAUGUAAACACUACCUAAAGAGCCAAGUGCAGUGCAGUUAAAGUUUCCCACUAAGUUAUAAGCAUCAUAAGCACCACAUGAAAAAAGACUUGAUUUAUUUGUUUGACUUUUCAGUGAGCAUACUUAUCCUUGAGUUGCACAUGAGUUUGUUUACAUUGGAGAAAAAGCCCCGUGAACAGUUAACGUAGCUACGCUAAUGUUAGCAAACAUUAAACUUACGGGCUGACAGCAGCACACCAGCUUAGCACUCAAUUUAACAAGAAAAUCCAAGAUAAGUUCUUUAUCUAGAAACGCAUCUCUAAAAGUACAGCUCACACAUUUUAGUAAGUUAAAGUUUGCAGUUUAAUGCUGGUAAAGUUGAGCUAAGGCUACUUGGCUAAUAGCUACAGAGGCUAACUGCCGUGAGUCGCGGAUUCAGCCCACUCACAGCUGUCACACAAAAACAGCAGGCCUCCCCCGCGUCAGCUGCAACAGCUAAAGUACUUUAAUGUGAUGUUAUUAAGCACAAUUAAUGCCAACUAAAGGAGACCUGUUCACAGGAAAGCUAACGCCGAAGCUGCAUACGCUAGGCUUUGGAAAAUAUUUGGUAGGUAGCAGUGUCCCACGUUGUUUGGGGUGAAAAGGCCUCACUGAAUCCUCGGGCUAAAUUUUAACAAUGCCCCACAAGGCCCAAAAGUAAAGUCACAGUCAGUCACCCCGUGUGAGGCCUUGAUAUAUUAAAUCUGUUACUUACUGGUUAACAGCUGCCCCUCCAGAGACGUGCCUGCAGGCCCCAUUGGGUCACUCUUCUUGGACACAGCGGUCCCCCCGCCUGGGCAGGCCGCCGCAGAGCCACCGAGGGAAUACCCCGCUGGCGUCCCGCCACCCCCGGCCAUGGACAACGGGACGGGGCUACCGCCGCUUCCGUGCAGCGGCAGGCUUGCCAUGGACGGAUCCUCGUGCAGGAACUGACACUCGUCUCCAUAAAAGCAGGUUUUAUCUUUCGCGUAGUAUCGACAAAAUUUCACCUUGACAUUGGGUAUCCCGGCACCCCCGAGCGGAGCAGCUGAAGCUGGGAGUCCACUGUUCAUGGCACCGCUGCUGCCGCCGCCGCUACCGCCGGAAGACACUCAAACAUAGAGAGACGCAGAUAGCUGGCGAGCUAGCCAGCUAGCCUGCAAACACUUUCCCUAUAAAAUGUCACUCCAGCUGGUGAGGAACACUAAAUAAACUGCAGCAUUCACAUUAUAAGGCUAAGACGCAUCUGGUUUACGAAGUUAAGAGUGCACGUGUUGAAUCCUGGUCGUCGUUGUUGUCGCUCUCCAUGCAGCUGAGUCUUCGUAAAGUAGCCUGUUGUUGUUUUUGCUCGCAGUCUGGUUGCUCUGCUAAGGACCAGCUAGCAUAGCUUUGCAUUGUGGGUACGGUGUUCGGCAGCGUUAACCUGCUGCACAUGCAAGCUGCAGAUUGAAGUUACUGCACAGCACGGUAAUAAUAUCGACAAUGCAUCCGAAUAAUGUCAGGAUGUGUGGAGCCUUAAAAGCACGCUCGCUAUGUGACCAAUGCGUCUCAUUCAGCGUGGAAAAAAAUACGAUUAUAGCACAGACGAAUGGACAGAUGCAAAAUUAUAACAUUCAAAUGUGCAAAAGAGCAUCUUACAAGCAUAACAUGAAAAACCAAGCUUUAAGUUUGGGAAGAACAGUGGAGUCGAUGCUGGUAAGUUUAAUUUUUAUACAUUUAUUAGAAAUAGACAAAAGGCGAGAUAAGUCAAUUCACUACGUUUGGAUUUAGAAACAAAAAACCUGCUCCGUGCCUUCACUUGGUAAUCCUACUGAUGUUCUUCAAUUAUAUUUUACGAAAAAAAAAGGAAAUUAAUUAAUAAAUGAAUAAAAUAUCCUACAGGUACACCUUAACUUGAUACUCAGCAUAUCAUAUAACCUAUAUAUUGCAGCCAGGCGGGGCCGACAGCGUCAUUUCAGAGUCAUUUCCCCCAUAUAAAACUUGAAGCCAACUCAUCCGCAUGUACAAUAUCAUGGUGUGAAUGUCUGACUUAGAGCAUGUGAAAGGUUCAGGGCACAGGCAGAUCAAUAUGAUUGUUGGUAAGUCGGAUUAUUUAAAAGUCUCUUCUAUGACUAUUUGUCAUUGCAGCAUCAGAACUAAUCAAAAGAAAGUAUUUAGGAAUGAUUGUGAUUUUCUUUUCUUUUUUAUUCUCUAUGUUUUAUUUUGUCUUUGAGUAUUCAGUAGUCUGCCUCAGAAAUAAAUUCUCCUUUGAUUCAGCUGCAGAUCAACAGUAAAGUUUAAGGAUGGUUAUGAAGAAGGUGAACAAGUACUUGAGAAACUUGUGAUCAACAUAUGGAAACAGUCUGAUCACAGAGUAACUGAACUAAAUGAGUGAAAGUCUUUCAAAGGUUGAAAAUUAUUGACGACUAUAUAACACAUGUAAAACACAAUGUAUGUUGCUUGCAUUUCACCCAAACCUGUUCAGCUGUUCAAAGACUUAUAAGUAUGUUAAAAAGAAAAACAAAUAUGAAAGUCUCAUAAUAAAGUCACAUAUUUUACCUUUUUUUAAGCUGUCUUCCUGCUGUGUGCUGUAGAGCUGCACGGCUCUUAUGGUUUGGCAGUACAGACUCCAGUCUGUGAACCCAGUGAUGAGGUAAAAAAAAGUGUACUGUGUGUGACUGAUCAACUAAUUAUAUUCAGGCUACAUGUCUUUGUUAUUUACCAUAUUUUUCUGAAAAAUCAAUGAGUAAAGAGUGUACUUUUUACUUAAGUGUGUUAUAAAAUGUGCAUAGAUUAGUUUAACGUCCCCAAAAGUCCUGUUAAGUUCUCUAUGCAAAGUAGGUAGUCGCUGUUAAUGUCAUCCAAACUUAGGACAACAUUACAAAGAUACACAUUUCUGCGUUUAGGAGAAGAUACUCUUCAGUGGAUACACUUAGAGGCAAUAAAACAAAACUGUAAGGAGGAUGUAAAUCAUCCAUGAGGGAAAAAGAUCACACUUGUUUAAACUCCUGUGUUUUAUCUCUAAAGAGAUACGGGCAGAGAGCUGUGAAAACAGGAACAUGACAAGUUGAAAUGUAUCACUUUUAAUUCAAAGUAGAGGAAGUGCAGGUGUUAAGAGUUCAAGUAUUCAUGUCUGAAUUUCAUUGAACUGCUUUAGUUUUGGGGUCCCGGUAUUGUGUACUCAGCUUAGCUCAUCUGGUGAGGUGAUAGUGGUUCUUUUGAUGUCUUGUACUAAGUACUUUAAAUUUACAAUGAACCGAAGUGUGCUACAUAAAUAAUCUUGCCCUGCCUUGAAUGUUCAUUUUUAACAGUAGUUACACCUGAGCUCUUCCUACAAAUAACUUGUCAAGUCAACACUUGUGUAAAUCCAAAGUUUGAUUUUGAGUUAAAAAUUAGAGUCCAUUUGAUUUGUGGUAGAAAAAGUAUUGAUGGUUUUUAAAAUAAAAAAACAGGAAGUAAUAAGUCUUAUCAGUGUUUUAUACCAUAAAAUACUAGUUGAAGUGCUUUUUGUGUGUUUGUUCUAAAAUUUACUUAAAACCAUCAGAUUAUCUUGAAUGCUCUCAACACAUGGUGAUUCAAGGGUGUCUUUUCUUUUCAAGGUGGCAUGUUUUGUCCCAGCUGAUUAUCUGAAUGUGUCCGGUCCCGUCAGCAUAGACGUGUUUAUUGGCAAGAGUCUUGUCAUUUCCCUGGAUCACUUCUCAAAAUCCUCCAUCUGCCACUGGAUCAGAAGAGCAGAACCUAAGCUGACUGUGUAAGUGAAUGUCCCUUUUUUGGGUGCCUAUCUUCUUUUUUUUAACAUGUGAUGGGUUAAACUCAAAACUUUUUCUGAACCACCAGAAAUGGGAGUCAGUUGAUGGUCCUUCAGCAUCUUUCCGAGGCAGACUCAGGGGAGUACACGCUAAGCUGUGGAGGCAGCCAUGAGAGCCGCUCGUCUAUAGCUGUGUCUCUUCAUGUCGGGUUGAGUGAGUAAUGCCUCUCAGCAGAUCAGCAUUGGACCAUGUUGGGCUGUUGAAAAGAGGCAAUAAGACUUUGAUCACUUUUUUUGUUUUUAAGAACGUCCCUCGAAACCAAAGCUGACACUGGAAAAAGUGGAUGUAAAGUUAAAUUCCCCUGACUUCUCCUGCAUCUCUGAUGGCGACCCAAAGCCCACCAUACAAUGGUCUGGGUAAGUUCUUAUGCAUUACAUUUGAGUGCAUAUUUACAAAUGUGCAACAUAAUGAUAAAAGCUAAUUUAAGAUGAUUACAUCAUGGUUUGAUCCUGUAAAUAAAGUCCCUUUUUCUUUUGAACAGAGAAAAUGGCAACAUGUUUUCUGGAAGCAAAAUCUCCAGUGGUGAAUAUUCUGACAGUGGAGUUAUGUGCUGUGCCACUAAUGCUGAAGGACAAGAGUGCUCCCAACUGUAUGACUAUGGUAAUAAAAUAUCUCCUAUUGUAUUUAUUAGGUACUUUUCAGCAGCAAAGAUUGUCAAAGUACUUUUCUAAGUUGUGGACUGUGAAAAUGUUUGGAGGAGUGAAUUGGUCUAUUGCCAAGAGAAGGUCAUGCAAUGGACACUUCUAAUAAACGAUUUAAGAAUAUCUUAACAUAUGUUUUACAGACAUGGAGACUGAUGGCAUGAAAGAUUCAGAGGUUUCUAAUGUGACUCUGAGCCCUGGUCAACCUUUAGUGCUGCGCUGCAGCGUAAAGAGGUUCACCCGGCCAUAUUUUGUGUGGGAGAUGGGCAACGUAAGAAUCGUCAAUAGCUCACUGGCAUGCUCUUCAAAAGUCAAAAAGGAGGUACAGCGAAUUCAUGCCAACCUUAACUUUGUAUUUUCAGUCAAAAUAACCUGAAAUUGAAAUCACCCUAUUCUAUAUAAGACUAAAAAAUGUGUCAAAUUGUGUUUCUGCCACAGAUCUGCAUCAAAAAUGAUACAUUCUAUGACAACACAAUGACUUACCUGUACAUUGAAUCAGUUAGUGUGAAGAACACUGGCACUUAUACCUGCAGGAGUCCAUCAAACAAAACAAAGUCUGUCUAUGUUAAUGUUCAGGGUAAGUAAACCCAAGUUUACUUUCUCUUUGAAUUCAAGAAAGUGUUUUUCUCAUUUGUUAAUGCAUUGAUUUCAUUUUUGUGUUUCGUCAGCUGAAGGUUUCCUCUCUUCCCAGCUGAAUGACAGUAAAAUCUUACCUGCAAAGAGUGCUUCAGACUCCUGUCUGCAAGCUAAGGUCUCUUACCACCCUGUGCUCCAGCGCUGUUACUGGGAAACUCCUGAUAAAAAUGUGACUAAAUGCAUCAGGGACCAAUGGGUGACUCAACACAGGUAGCUGCAUGAAGACUUGAGUCAUUUCUGCUAGGCAUGUUAGAAGUCUGUGAGCAUGGAUGGACCCCCUUAAAAUACAAACAUGUGAGAUAUUUGAUAGAUGAAGAUGUACACUCUGGACAUGUCAUUCAUCCAAUACUCUCUCCCCAGCACUGUGAAGCUUUGUGGUCAUCUCAAGUCAGGAGAUUACAGGUUACACUUAGAGGCUGGAGGACAAAAAGAAACAAAGACUGUGUCAGUGUGUGUUGUAGGUGAGGAAGUAUUUUCUGUUUCUCAUAUCACCUACAUACAGUUAUAUUUUAUGUUUUUUAAUGUUGUUGUUCUCUGAUUUUAUUUCAGAUCCACCUAAAUUCAAAUUCAGCUCUGAUGAGGUUGAUAACACCUACACCUUCAUGACUGCCAGUCUUGUGCCUGCAAAUUACACCUGGAUGUUUUGUUCCUCAGCCAAUGACAGGUACUCGUUGAUAAAUCUGCAGCCCUGAUUUGCUCUUAAAUGCACAUUUUCUUAACUCCUUGUUUCCUUUUUUUAAUUGUCUUUCAGCGAUUGUGACUCAGACUCUUCCUGGAAAGAGAUCUUGUCUGCCUUUGGAUCAGACUCUAACGUCUCAUGUAGUAAGACAAUCAAGAGCUCUGUCAGCCAAGACCUGGUGGGUGGACACAAUGUAAGAUUUUGCCUGACAAAUUUGGUUGGCUCCUGGUGCCAAACCCAACUGAUAUACCAAUCAUCAUCACCCUCCGCUUCCAGAGGUAGUGAAAACCAUGUUAUAUAGAAAGACAGUGGAAUUAUCUUGAUCAAGGAUCUUGUUUUUGAUGAGUGUGAUGAUGGUCUUUAUCUGCCUUACUGCUUUUAGGUGAUCUAAAUGAUGAGAACAGCAGUUUGUUGGUGCUGAAGGUUGGCAGUUUGAUUCUGUUGCUGGCUUUAGCAGCGGUUAGCAUAAUGCUAAUGUACUUUGUCAAAAAGAAGGUAAAUACACAUAUAUAACACAUGAACAUGGGUUUUGAUACAGAUAAUACCCACUUGAUGAUAUGACUGAUUUGCUUUCCUGACAGAAACCUCAGUAUCAGCCCCAGCUGCAGAUAAUCCAGAUGGUCGGACCCAAUGACAACGACUAUAUCUACAUCAACUUCAAGGACUUUGAGUACAACAAGAAGUGGGAGUUUCCCCGAGAGAACCUGGAACUUGGUACAAACUGCACCAGACAUGAGCAUAAAAAAAAGAAUCAUCAAAGCUCAUCUGAGGAGUUUUUAUCUGGAAAUGACACAGACUGAAAACAGGACUGAUGUCUCCUUAUCACAUGCAUACACAAACAAGCACAGACUGAUAUUUCUAUGUCAUCAUUUUAUAAAGUUUCCACCGGUCUGAAAGCAGAUUUCUGCUCGCAAGAAUGUAAUUAUAAUAAUUAUCAUUACAUUCACGCAAUUAUUAUUGAGAAAUAAGUUAUAUUUAUAAAAUAAAAAGUUAAAAUGAAUCAAUAAAAAGCAGAUAUGAUGAGUAUGUCCUAAUAAUGAGACAAAGUCAUGAUUACAAAAUAAAGGCAUUGCUCAACAUUAACGGACAAAAACAGUUGAAAAGUCAUUAAUAAUUGUGAAAAAAAAGUCAAAAUCACAUGAUAAAUUCAACAGAUAAGAUAAGAAUUCAUUUUUAGAAGACAACAUAAACUUAAAGGGAUUUUUUUUUCAUCACGGCCAAUUGCAUUUUUUUUUUAUCCUUUUACUGGAGGAAAUGGGCAUCCAUACACAGGAAAAGAUGUUUAACUGCACAAAGCUAAACCUUCGGUCAUUCAGGCAGUCAUAAGUCAUAAAAUUAUUCUUUUUGGACUAGUAAAAUACAAAUAUAUGUUAUUGUUGGAAGUUUCAUCUCUGAUUGAUUGAUCCAACAGCAUCGCAGAAGCUAUACUGUAUAUUUGCCUUUAAGAUCAAUUUGAGCAAAAUCUUGAGAUGUGGUGACACUCAAGUGUUUUUGUAUAUUCUUCAGGUAAGGAGCUCGGCUCUGGGGCUUUUGGCAUGGUGCGCCAGGCAACAGCUUAUGGCAUCAACAAGCCUGGAGUCUCGCAGCAAGUGGCUGUCAAGAUGCUCAAAGGUCAGUGUCUUUGUGUUUUUAUUCUCAAGGGUGACAUGCAAAAUGUCACUUAGGUCAGCUCUGUGGUUGAUGUGGGAAUUGAUCCUUCAGAUAAACACCAGACUGUGGAGAAGGAGGCUCUGAUGUCAGAGCUCAAGAUGCUGACUCACAUCGGUCACCAUGCCAACAUCGUCAACCUGCUGGGGGCGUGUACUGACACAGGUAUGUUUCCUAUUGCCUCUGAAUCUUUACAUCUAUUAACAUUGAAGAAGUCUUUAUGUCCUCUUACUACCCUGGUACUGUAUGUUAUAGACAUUUAAAUUAAAGUUCAUUGCAUGUGGUUAAAGUUAAGUAUUGCUUAUGAUGAUUACUGGUAUUUCUCACACAGGACCAACAUACCUGAUCUUCCAAUACUGCUGUUAUGGAGAUUUAUUGAACUACCUGAAGAAAAACAGAGAGCACUACCACAAAUCUGUGACUGAUGCUUUCAACAAGGACCGCUUCAGCAGCCUGUACCACAACCUGCAGUCAAAGACAAGCUCCAGGUCUGGAGGGGACAAAGAGUGCUGAGAAUAGCUCGGAGAUAAUAGAGGGAUUAAAUUUAAAAAGAAACAUGCAAUAAAAUUGUGGGUUUAUUUGUUAACGGCUUUUAUUCACAGUGAGGUAGACUCAGGAGUGGGUAAUUACAUGCCCAUGCACCGCGCCACCACCAGAGGGCAGGAGGACAUCGCCCUGCUCAUGAUCAACUCUGCAGAGGUGGACAGCUUUGAAGGUAUAAAACAUCAGCCGAAGUUUGAACAUGCUUGUUUUCAAAAUAAUAUAUUCACGCCUGCUUGUUAUUUAAGUGGGGUUGAUUUUAACUCAUUAUCUCCAGAUCCAGAGGUCUUUGAAAAUCCAGAUGAUCCUGCAGAGGACCUCCAGACCCUGACUUUUGAUGAUCUGCUCAGCUUUGCCUUCCAGGUGGCCAAAGGCAUGGAGUUCCUCUCCUCCAAGAAUGUAAGUGACGGGGAGCCAAAUAAACUGAUUUCUGCCAUCCUAUUGUUCAUUUUUUUAUGCAGAAAAAAAAAACAACAGAUGCAUUUGAGUAAGUUUUAAAAUUUUACUCACCUUUUAUAGACCAAAUUUUCAAUCCAGAAAACCCAUUUGUCAAGAUAUUAAUGAUAAAACAAAAAUGUUGCUCCCCAAACUUCUGACUUCAGGUUAAAAAUAUUGUUAAAUAUAGGUGUGCUAAUUUUCAGAUAUGUUUUUUUUUUUACAUAUAUACUGUGGGAUUCUUAUAAUUGAAAAAAUAAAGCCCCUCCUGUGGCAUAUGUUAACCUGUUGCAUUAGAUAACAGUCCAGUUAUUAAACAGAAGUACUAUAUGGCUUAAGGCUGGUACAAAUGGAUUAUGUGAGGUGUGACUGAAGUCCUGAUGUGCUCUUUGGUCUAUGUGCAGUGUAUCCACAGAGAUCUGGCAGCUCGGAAUGUGUUGGUGACAAAGGGCAGACUGGUGAAAAUUGGUGACUUUGGACUGGCCCGAGACAUCGAAAAUGACUCAAACUACGUUGUGAGAGGAAAUGUAUGUACAUUCAUUUUGACAGUCCUUUAUUUUAAAUUUGUGUUUCUCUUUCAACACAUUAAACUUGGCACAUCCUUGUCGUCUGUCAGGUGCGUUUGCCAGUGAAGUGGAUGGCACCAGAGAGCACCUUUCAGGGCAUUUACACCAUGAAGAGUGACGUGUGGGCUUACGGCAUCCUGCUCUGGGAGAUCUUCUCACUCGGUAUUCCUUGUUGAUGAGCAGUGCCUUUAAAAACAGGCCUAUUCUCAAUUGUUGCACAAUGAUAAACACCAGCUCUAACUUCAUGGUCUCAGGUGUUACUCCGUACCCAGGCAUGAAGGUGGAUCACACAUUCUACUCGAUGAUUGAGCGAGGGUUUAAGAUGGAGUGUCCUUACUACGCUGACGAUGCUGUGUAGGUGUUUUAAGUUUUAAUGUUUCUGAGUUUUGAGUCCAGUUUUCGAAUCAGCUCUAGGCACUGCUGUAAUUUUAAUACUUUCAUAAUUUGCACAAUAACAAUAAUUAAGUAGCAGUAUAGAACUAGAUCCUAUAAACAUGUACACUGAAGAUACUGCAUUAUUUGCAUUUUACUGAAGUGUUUCUGAUAAUAUUUUCAGUAAGAACUUUUUUCAAUACCAUACUCAGAAUCCCCUUCCUCUGUGACUUUCCUCUGCAGGUACAAGAUGAUGUGUGAGUGUUGGGCCCUGGAUUCCUGCGACCGUCCGUCCUUCUCUAAACUGGUCUCUUUCAUGUGUGACCAUCUCAUGGAUAGAGAGGAGAAGGUACUCUAUGUCUGAAGAGAAGAUCAACAUAUCAUGGGUUUUAUCCUUUUCAGCUCUAGAGAUGCAAACACAAUGACUGGUCUGUAUUCUCCUCAUUCCUCUUUUAGCUCUACCACAACAUGAUUGAGCAGACACCCAGUGUCUACCAGAACGCAGCAGAUGUUUUGGAUCUUUCUGCCUUGGCAAUGCAGAGCGAGAAAAACUCCAAACCAACCAACGACUACUGUUCAAAUCCACCAACUGAAGGCAGUACUGCAGAACCUUUGGACGUUGUGGCAUCUGAGAAGCUGCUUCUGAAGACAUCAAACGCAGAGUAAUCACCUAUCGCUGAAUGCAUACUAAUUCAAUGGGUGUAACUAUAUUUUAUCUUAUUGUUUGUAGUUAAGUCAAUAGUUCUUUAUAUUCUACUUAAGGUUACAGCAAAGCAAACAAGUUUUACAGAAUGUACGAGAAUCCAUUUCUUAUUAUGACGAUGUAUUCUGAGUUUGGAUAAUAUGGUACUUUGUUGUCUUCUGAGUUUUCACAGUGCAGCUUAAAAAGAAAAACAUAUCACAUAGACAGAUAUCAGUUACUCUCAGGUUAAAACGUCUGUCUUCGUAUUGUAGCCACUCAGUAUUAAACACAACAUUUGAUGCAGCUACAAACAAUAAUGCUUUCAACUAAUGUUAUGUGAUGAAACUUAGAUAUUUUGUUGUGUUGUCUUUCAUGGCUAAGCCUAUGUUUAUAUAUUUUUCAUUGUUUUUUCUAUUUCUUAUCAACCUAAAGUUUUUUUUAUAUAUAUUUUGUACAUGUUUAAGCAUGAUACAUGCAAUUAAAGACACUUAAAAUUUUCAAUCA